AUGGCCAAAGGAGGCAAGCUCAUGAGACUAAAGUCAGUCCUCAAGAAACUCAACUCCUUCAACAACAAGCAGCAAAGCCUCCCCAGUAGGAGUGGAAGCUCCAUAUCCAUCACCAAUGAUGACAUCUCCUCCACCUACUCCUGCGGUGACCUCCACCCGGUCUACGUAGGAAAAUCUCGUCGACGCUAUCUCAUAAGCUCCGAUAUCAUUGACCAUCCACUGUUUCGUGAGCUUGCAGAGAGGUCUAGUACUGAAGAAUCCUCUGAUACUAUUAAUGUCGCCUGCGAGGUGGUUUUGUUCGAGCACUUGCUUUGGAUGUUGGAGAAUGCUGACCCACAACCUGAGUCUCUUGACGAGCUCGUUGAAUUCUAUGCUUGUUGA
Messenger RNA from Dovyalis caffra, 381 nucleotides. Lineage: Eukaryota; Viridiplantae; Streptophyta; Magnoliopsida; Malpighiales; Salicaceae. The record is from the annotation of a GenBank genome assembly.